Molecule: messenger RNA, 6589 nt
Organism: Callithrix jacchus (white-tufted-ear marmoset)
Lineage: Eukaryota; Metazoa; Chordata; Mammalia; Primates; Cebidae
Gene: KMT2E
Product: lysine methyltransferase 2E (inactive)
Biological process (GO): regulation of DNA-templated transcription
Cellular component (GO): Rpd3L-Expanded complex; Set3 complex
Source: RefSeq, a predicted model, not a curated record
CGUAGGGGGCUGAGUCGGAGACCGUGCCUGAGUUCGGGAGCUGCAACAGAGGGGCCAUAAACACUCCGAGCAGCCUCGCCGGUGCCUCUGCGUUCCUGUUGACUGUCUGGGUGCCCCCUCUCCUACUCCUCGGAUCCUGGGUUUGUGGAUGCACUUAGAUGUUUGCAAUGAGCACUGUGGCUGGCAUGCCCCAGUGUUUUGGAUACCAAUGCAUAGGACUCCAUAGUAAUCGAAUUUACCAGAGGCGAACGUCAUGAGCAUAGUGAUCCCACUGGGGGUUGAUACAGCAGAGACGUCAUACUUGGAAAUGGCUGCAGGUUCAGAACCAGAAUCCGUAGAAGCUAGCCCUGUGGUAGUUGAGAAAUCCAACAGUUAUCCCCACCAGUUAUAUACCAGCAGCUCACAUCAUUCACACAGUUACAUUGGUUUGCCCUAUGCGGACCAUAAUUAUGGUGCUCGUCCUCCUCCAACACCUCCGGCUUCCCCUCCUCCAUCAGUUCUUAUUAGCAAAAAUGAAGUAGGCAUAUUUACCACUCCUAAUUUUGAUGAAACUUCUAGUGCUACUACAAUCAGCACAUCUGAGGAUGGAAGUUAUGGUACUGAUGUAACCAGGUGCAUAUGUGGUUUUACACAUGAUGAUGGAUACAUGAUCUGUUGUGACAAAUGCAGUGUUUGGCAACAUAUUGACUGCAUGGGGAUUGAUAGGCAGCAUAUUCCUGAUACAUACCUGUGUGAACGUUGUCAGCCUAGGAAUUUGGAUAAAGAGAGGGCAGUGCUACUACAACGCCGGAAAAGGGAAAAUAUGUCAGAUGGUGAUACCAGUGCAACUGAGAGUGGUGAUGAGGUUCCUAUGGAAUUAUAUACUGCAUUUCAGCAUACUCCAACAUCAAUUACUUUAACUGCUUCUAGAGUUUCCAAAGUUAAUGAUAAAAGAAGGAAAAAAAGUGGGGAGAAAGAACAACACAUUUCAAAAUGUAAAAAGGCGUUUCGUGAAGGAUCUAGGAAGUCAUCAAGAGUUAAGGGUUCAGCUCCAGAGAUUGAUCCUUCAUCUGAUGGUUCAAAUUUUGGAUGGGAGACAAAAAUCAAAGCAUGGAUGGAUCGAUAUGAAGAAGCAAAUAACAACCAGUAUAGUGAGGGUGUUCAGAGGGAGGCGCAAAGAAUAGCUCUGAGAUUAGGCAAUGGAAAUGACAAAAAAGACACGAAUAAAUCAGAUUUGAAUACCAACAAUUUGCUCUUCAAACCUCCUGUAGAGAGCCAUAUACAAAAGAAUAAGAAAAUUCUUAAAUCUGCAAAAGAUUUGCCUCCUGAUGCACUUAUCAUUGAAUACAGAGGGAAGUUUAUGCUGAGAGAACAAUUUGAAGCAAAUGGAUAUUUCUUUAAAAGACCAUACCCUUUUGUAUUAUUCUACUCUAAAUUUCAUGGGCUAGAAAUGUGUGUUGAUGCAAGGACUUUUGGGAAUGAGGCUCGAUUCAUCAGGCGGUCUUGUACACCCAAUGCAGAGGUGAGGCAUGAAAUUCAAGAUGGAACCAUACAUCUUUAUAUUUAUUCUAUACAAAGUAUUCCAAAGGGAACUGAAAUUACUAUUGCUUUCGAUUUUGACUAUGGGAAUUGUAAAUACAAAGUGGACUGUGCAUGCCUCAAAGAAAACCCAGAGUGCCCUGUUUUGAAACGUAGUUCUGAAUCCAUGGAAAAUAUCAAUAGUGGCUAUGAGACCAGACGGAAAAAAGGAAAAAAAGACAAAGAUAUUUCCAAAGAAAAAGAUACACAAAAUCAGAAUAUUACUUUGGAUUGUGAAGGAACAACCAACAAAAUGAAGAGCCCAGAAACUAAACAAAGAAAGCUUUCUCCACUGAGACUAUCAGUAUCAAAUAAUCAGGAACCGGAUUUUAUUGAUGAUAUAGAAGAAAAAACUCCUAUUAGUAAUGAAGUAGAAAUGGAAUCAGAGGAGCAGAUUGCAGAAAGGAAAAGGAAGAUGACAAGAGAAGAAAGGAAAAUGGAAGCAAUUUUGCAAGCUUUUGCCAGACUUGAAAAGAGAGAGAAAAGAAGAGAACAAGCUUUGGAAAGGAUCAGCACAGCCAAAACUGAAGUUAAAACUGAAUGUAAAGAUACACAGAUUGUCAGUGAUGCUGAAGUUAUUCAGGAACAAGCGAAAGAAGAAAAUGCUACCAAGCCAACCCCUGCCAAAGUAAAUAGAACUAAACAGAGAAAAAGUUUUUCUCGGAGUAGGACUCACAUUGGACAGCAGCGUCGGAGACACAGAACUGUCAGCAUGUGUUCAGAUAUCCAGCCAUCUUCUCCUGAUAUAGAAGUUACUUCACAACAAAAUGAUAUUGAAAAUACUGUACUUACAAUAGAAACAGAAACUGAAACUGCAGUAGCAGAAAUAAUUACUGAAACUGAAGUUCCAGCACUUAAUAAAUGUCCUACAAAGUACCCCAAAACAAAGAAGCACUUGGUCAAUGAAUGGUUAAGUGAGAAGAAUGAGAAGACAGGAAAACCUUCAGAUGGCCUUUCAGAAAGGCCUCUACGCAUAACUACAGAUCCUGAAGUGUUAGCUACACAGCUCAAUUCUUUACCAGGUCUCACCUACAGUCCCCAUGUAUACUCUACUCCUAAGCAUUAUAUUAGAUUUACUUCACCAUUCCUUUCAGAAAAAAGGAGAAGAAAAGAACCUACUGAAAACAUUUCUGGUUCAUGCAAAAAGCGAUGGUUGAAACAAGCUCUGGAAGAAGAAAAUUCAGCAAUUUUAUAUAGGUUUAAUUCACCCUGUCAAGAAAGAUCCAGAAGUCCUGCAGUCAAUGGUGAAAAUAAAAGUCCACUACUAUUAAAUGACAGCUGUUCCCUUCCAGAUUUAACUACACCACUAAAAAAACGAAGAUUUUAUCAGUUGCUAGAUUCGGUUUACUCAGAAACCUCCACACCUACACCUUCCCCGUAUGCUACACCAACUCACACCGAUAUUACUCCUAUGGACCCAUCUUUUGCCACGCCUCCACGGAUAAAAUCAGAUGAUGAAACUUGUAGAAAUGGUUAUAAACCCAUAUAUUCACCAGUUACCCCAGUAACUCCUGGUACACCAGGAAAUACCAUGCACUUUGAGAAUAUUUCUUCCCCAGAAAGUUCUCCAGAAAUAAAGAGACGCACUUAUAGUCAAGAGGGAUAUGACAGAUCUUCAACGAUGUUAACAUUGGGGCCUUUUAGAAAUUCCAAUUUAACUGAACUGGGUCUGCAAGAAAUAAAGACUAUUGGUUAUACGAGCCCUAGGAGUAGGACUGAAGUCAGCAGGCAGUGCCCUGGAGAAAAGGAACCUGUGUCAGAUCUUCAGCUGGGACUUGAUGCAGUUGAGCCAACUGCCUUACAAAAAACCAUGGAAAUGCCUGCACAUGACAGGGCUGAGCCCAACAGCCAACUGGACUCGACUCACUCUGGACGGGGCACAAUAUAUUCUUCCUGGGUAAAGAGCCCUGACAGAACAGGAGUUAACUUCUCAGUGAACUCCAACUUGAGGGACCUGACACCCUCGCAUCAGUUGGAGGUUGGAGGAGGCUUCCGAAUAAGUGAGUCAAAGUGCCUGAUGCAGGAUGAUACUAGAGGCAUGUUUAUGGAAACAACUGUGUUUUGUACUUCCGAAGAUGGGCUUGUAUCUGGUUUCGGACGGACUGUUAAUGACAAUUUGAUCGACGGGAGUUGCACACCCCAGAAUCCACCACAAAAGAAAAAGGUUUCUCUGUUAGAAUACCGUAAGAGACAACGUGAAGCUAGGAAAAGUGGCUCUAAGACAGAGAACUUUCCACUCAUUAGUGUAUCACCCCAUGCAAGUGGAAGCUUGAGCAACAAUAGUGAUGGCUGUGCCAGCAGUAAUGAGAAUGGGGAGCAAGUAGAACAUACUGCUAGCCUCCCUUUACUAACACCAGCUACAGUUUAUAAUGCUACUUCUGAAGAAACUAGCAAUAACUGCCCUGUUAAGGAUGCUGCUGCCAGUGAGAAGAAUGAACCAGAAGUUCAGUGGACUGCCUCAACAUCGGUGGAACAAGUCAGAGAAAGGAGUUACCAGAGAGCGUUACUUCUCAGUGAUCACCGAAAAGAUAAAGAUAGUGGGGGAGAAUCACCAUGUGUCUCAUGUUCACCGAGUCAUGUUCAGUCUUCACCCUCAUCUCAUUCAAAUCACAUUCCCCAGUUGCAAGUUAAGGGCCCAGUCCCUUCUUUCAGUGAACUUAUGGAAGACCCUGAUCCUGAAAAUCCAGAACCACCUGCAAGUAUAAAUGAAUGUCCAUCCCCAGAUACUUCUCAAAAUACUUGUAGAAGUCCUUCAAAAAUGAGCAAGCCUGCUUCACCUGGAUCUGUCAUUCCCGCUCAAGCACACGGAAAAAUACUCACAAAACCGGAUUCCCAGUGGGACACCACAGUUACUGCAUCAGAAGCUGAAAAUGGUGUUCACCUAAAAACAGAGCUCCAACAAAAACAGCUAUCAAAUAACAGCCAAGCACUUUCAAAGAAUCAUCCUCCUCAGACACAUGUUCGUAAUUCAUCUGAGCAACUUUCACAACUGCCUUCUGCACCAACAAAGUUGCACUGUCCUCCAUCACCUCACCUAGAAAAUCCUCCAAAGUCAUCUACGCCUCACACACCUGUACAGCAUGGUUAUCUUUCACCAAAGCCUCCUUCACAGCAGUUAGGAUCUCCCUACAGGCCUCAUCAUUCACAGUCACCUCAAGUUGGAACACCUCAGCGAGAGCCUCAGAGAAACUUUUAUCCAGCAGCACAGAACCUUCCAGCCAAUACUCAGCAGGCAACUUCUGGAGCAUUAUUUACACAGACACCCUCAGGACAAUCUUCAGCAACUUAUAGUCAGUUUAACCAACAAAGUCUGAAUAGCACGGCACCACCCCCACCACCUCCUCCACCUCCUUCUUCUUCGACUUACUAUCAAAACCAGCAGCCCUCUGCUAACUUUCAGAAUUAUAAUCAGCUCAAAGGUAGUCUUUCUCAACAAACUGUGUUUACAUCAGGACCAAAUCAAGCACUUCCUGGUACCACAAGUCAACAGCCAGUUCCAGGACACCUUACUCCAGGGCAUUUUUUGCCCUCUCAGAACCCCACCAUUCACCAUCAAACUGCUGCUGCUGCCGUAGUCCCCCCACCACCUCCACCACCGCCUGCUCCAGGACCACACCUUGUACAACAGCCGAAUUCCCAUCAGCAACACUCUGUAGCACAUGUAGUAGGGCCUGUUCAUGCGGUCACUCCUGGAUCGCAUAUUCAUUCUCAAACUGCUGGACACCACUUACCCCCACCCCCCACCCCUCCCGCCCCUCAUCACCAUCCACCGCCCCAUCCUUCCACAGGACUCCAAGGUCUACAAGCACAACACCAGCAUGUUGUAAAUUCAGCACCCCCACCUCCCCCUCCGCCGCCACCUUCCAGUUUGGCUUCUGGGCAUCAUACCACAUCAGCUCAAGCCUUACACCACCCACCUCAUCAAGGACCUCCACUUUUUCCUUCAAGUGCUCAUCCAGCUGUACCUCCGUAUCCCUCACAAGCUACACAUCAUAACACUUUGGGACCGGGACCCCAGCACCAGCCUUCUGGAACAGGGCCACAUUGUCCAUUACCUGUCGCAGGUCCUCAUCUCCAGCCCCAAGGACCAAACAGUAUUCCAACACCUUCUGCUUCAGGGUUCUGUCCUCAUCCUGGCUCUGUGGCCCUGCCACAUGGGGUUCAAGGACCUCAGCAGGCAUCUCCAGUGCCUGGACAGAUUCCAAUUCACAGAGCACAGGUGCCACCAACAUUUCAAAACAAUUACCAUGGAUCAGGGUGGCAUUAAAAUGGACUCCAAAAACAUUUUUUUAAAUGUUCUGUAAGAUAAACUGUAUAUUUCAUAUGUACCUGUUAAGGUACUUUUUAAAGCUUGUACAUGAACCUUUGUAUAAAAAAACACCAGUGCUCUUUCAUUGUAUUUUUCUCAUUUUUGCUUUUUAAAAUUCCUUUAAAAAUGUGCUCUUAAGCCAGUAUUAGGUAUCUUUAUUUUGUAAGUGAACAUUCCAGCUGUUUUUUUCUGGCAGUAGAUUCAACGCUGUAUGAUCUUUAAAUUUUAUUGUUGCAGUUAAAUUCAUUUAGUGAAUGUUUUCUCUAUUAUUUUAUACAUAUGCAUUAAGUACACAGCUAACUAAUGGCACUAUGAGGGUUUUCUUUUUCCUUUUUUCUUUCCUGUCAGCAGCAGUUCUGUGAAUGCAUCUUAGGUAUAAAAAUGCAAUAACAGAUUUUUAUGUUUUGGUGUGGACAUGGCUCAUUUUGUUUUACCAGUUAUUUGCAAGCAAAAUGUAAUUUAAUGUAUAGAUGAUUUCUAAUGUCUCCUGACAAACUGUAAAUACUGCAUUUCUUUUGCAUAUAUAAUUGCUUACAGCUUUUCUCAUUUGAUAUAUAGCAUUGUACAUAUGACACGUCUUUGCAAAACUGUGUGAUCUUUGUGAAAGUAGUACAGUAUAUGACCUUUAAUUUCUUUUUUGUUUUAAAUAUACUGUCACAUUGAAGCACUGGUUGGGCAUUUUAAUUCAUGUUAAUAAAUCACAAUUAUGUCAGUUUUACCAAA